Ciona intestinalis (vase tunicate) is the source of this 742-nucleotide messenger RNA. RefSeq names its product putative HIT-like protein slr1234. The record is from RefSeq and is a predicted model, not a curated record. Lineage: Eukaryota; Metazoa; Chordata; Ascidiacea; Phlebobranchia; Cionidae. Gene Ontology annotation, molecular function: catalytic activity.
CAGCACGUUUAAUGUUUGUUUGUUUUUAUUGUUCUUGAGCUACGAAAUUCCCGUUUGUACAGCAAAAUACUGCAACAAAUUCAUCAUGUUCAAUAGACAUAACUGUGCACUUAUAUCUAAAGUACGUACGACCAGAAGCUGUGCUUUCCUAAAACAGUGUAGUAAAAAUAAACUUACCACUCCAGCAAACGUGUUAUACUGUUUUACAAAGCGCAACUACACCGAUGAGGUCGAUUUGGCCAAACUUGCUGCGGAGAGGUUUGGAAGUGGAGAAGCCACAAUAUUUAGUAAAAUCAUUGACAAAACAAUUCCUGCUAAUAUUGUGUAUGAGGACGAUCAGUGUUUAGCCUUUCAUGAUGUCAACCCACAAGCUCCAGUUCAUGUUCUUGUCAUUCCUAAGUUUCCGAUUCCACAACUGAGCAAAUCGACAGAUCAAGAUAAACAACUACUCGGACAUUUACUAAGCACUGCACGAGACGUGGCUGAGUUGUUAAAGUUGGAAAAAGGAUAUAGAGUUGUGAUAAAUGAUGGGGUGGAUGGCGCACAAUCGGUUUAUCAUUUGCACAUUCACAUACUUGGUGGAUGUCAGAUGCAAUGGCCACCUGGUUGAGUGAUGGACCUGCUUGAAUUAAUUCUUGCAACCAAUGCUGUCGGCUUGACAUAUAAUUAUACAACAAACCUAUCAUGAAUGAAAGGUUUUCAUUUAAUAAAAUCUUAAAUAUGAGCUCGUCUAAGUUGAAAU